Messenger RNA from Cannabis sativa, 873 nucleotides. RefSeq lists its product as uncharacterized. Bases 1 to 873 code for a protein of 290 amino acids. The record is from RefSeq and is a predicted model, not a curated record. Gene Ontology annotation, molecular function: RNA-DNA hybrid ribonuclease activity; nucleic acid binding. The transcript has a single exon. NCBI's taxonomy places the organism in Eukaryota, Viridiplantae, Streptophyta, Magnoliopsida, Rosales, Cannabaceae.
AUGGGGCAUGCUCUUUUCAGUUGCAAAUACGCCAAGACAGUUUGGAAAGCACAAAAACUCAAUUUUAAUUGGCAGGCGUGUACAGCAAUGAGAAAUGGCGACUAUUUGUUACACCUCUCAUCACUUUAUAACAAAUCUGAGAUGGAACAAUUAUUUUGUACACUUUGGGCUAUUUGGAAUGAGCGAAACAAGGUGGUUCAUGGGAGUAAAGCAAGAGUUGCGACUGAUCUAGCCAUUUUUGCUACUGUUUUUUUGCAGAAUUUUCGCAAUGCUCAACACAAGCACCCUCCAGUAGCGGCUGUGCCCACUUUUUCACACCAGUCGGGCCCUUCUGUAACAGCUUUUUCGCACCAGCAGCAAAAUUCUAUAGCAGCUCUCCACCCGUGGUCCCCUCCAGCUCCAAAUGUCCUCAAACUCAACAUAGAUGCAGCAGUUCAUUCACCUUCUAAUACUACUGGUGUUGGGGCUGUUCUUAGAGAUAAUCAUGGACAUGUUGUUGCUGCUUUAGCCAUGCCAUUCAUCGGCAACUUCAAAUCACAUGAAAUGGAGGCCAAAGCUCUUUUUCACAGUCUCAAUUGGGCUCUUCAACAACAAUUACAAGUCAACCACAUUGAGACGGAUGCACUUAUGGUUGUGAAUGCUUUGCAAGCUCCCUUCAAUCCAAACUCUUCUUUUUCAGAUUUAAUAUUAGAUGUUGUUAGUCUUUUAUCCUUUUUCCCUAACGUUGUUGUAUCUCAUGUCAAACGUUUGGCAAAUGAAGCGGCUCAUGGUCUUGCUAAAUUUGCUUUAGGGGUGGAUGAGGCUUGUACUUGGUUGGAGAUUAUCCCUCCUCCGAUUUACUCUGUUAUUGUAAACGAAUCUUUAUUUGUUUAA